This is a messenger RNA of Aedes aegypti (yellow fever mosquito), 448 nucleotides long. Its product is annotated as eukaryotic translation initiation factor 3 subunit A-like. Lineage: Eukaryota; Metazoa; Arthropoda; Insecta; Diptera; Culicidae. Gene Ontology annotation, molecular function: translation initiation factor activity; mRNA binding. Gene Ontology annotation, cellular component: eukaryotic translation initiation factor 3 complex, eIF3e; multi-eIF complex; eukaryotic translation initiation factor 3 complex, eIF3m. Gene Ontology annotation, biological process: translation reinitiation; formation of cytoplasmic translation initiation complex. The record is from RefSeq and is a predicted model, not a curated record. The annotation marks the transcript as partial. The transcript has a single exon.
AAUUCAUCGAAGUGGGAAAGCCGGCCCGUGCCUGGACACCCUCCAGGAGGUGUUCCGCAUCAAGAAAUGGACCUACACCUGGUCGGAAUCGGUGAUUGAGCCGAUUAUGUUCAAGUAUCUGGACCUCUGCGUGGAGCUGAAGAAGUCCCACAUUGCCAAGGAGGGUCUGUUCCAGUACCGGAACAUGUUCCAGCUGGUGAAUGUGGGUUCGCUGGAGAACGUCAUCCGAGGCUAUCUGAAGAUGGCCGAGGAACGCACGGAAGCCGCCCAGCAGCAAUCGUCCCAGGCCAUACUUGACAUUGACGAUCUGGAUAAUUUGGCCACGCCGGAAUCGAUUCUGAUGAGCGCGGUUUGCGGCGAGGAUGCCAGGACCGGUCGGAUCGAACGAUUCUGCUGCCGUGGGUCAAGUUCCUGUGGGAAAGCUACUGUCAGUGUUUGGAACUGCUGA